AUGACUACUAUGGACUACGAGACUUUACACGUGGCUCAUGUAAAUUAUCAAGAUAAAUUGGACGAGCGCGACAGAGAACUCGAAAAACUGCGCUACAAAAUCGCUGAAAUGGUUAACGGAGUCGCCCACUGUAAGGAGAAGGAGACAUGCCUCGCGGAGGACAUCGAGUUUGAAGAACGCGAAUUGAACGAGUAUCGCGAGCAGACAGCCAGGGUUCGAGAGGACGUCAAUAAGCUCCAUUUAAUUCUGAGAGAUUUACGAUGGGCUCACGACGAGAAGAGGCUCGAAGGCGGGCUGCUGAUGGCUCCACCGGUGCUGCGUGAGACGGAGAGGAUGAUAAAGUUGCUGGACGCCGUGAGGAACGACAUUGAGAUAAUCAAGCGCGAGAUUCACCGGUACGGCCCUGCGAACGGGAGGACGAAGAGGAGCAGCAAGGCACUGGCAAUGUCGACAAUGACUCAGGACAAACCAGAUCGUUUCUAA
Vollenhovia emeryi is the source of this 483-nucleotide messenger RNA. RefSeq lists its product as uncharacterized. The record is from RefSeq and is a predicted model, not a curated record. Gene Ontology annotation, cellular component: axoneme; ciliary basal body. The coding region runs from base 1 to 483 and encodes 160 amino acids. Gene Ontology annotation, biological process: cilium assembly. Lineage: Eukaryota; Metazoa; Arthropoda; Insecta; Hymenoptera; Formicidae. The transcript is spliced from 3 exons.